ACCGCCUACGUCUGCCAGUAUUCUCCCGGCUGCCCCCCUCCCCUCUAUCCAAAUCCCAAACAAACGAACAUGGCGGAUUUUGAAGAGCGGCGGAGUCUUUUGGGAGAUGAAGAUGAGGGGUCGUUACCCAGCAGACAGGCGGCCAAGGGACCGGGCAGACCACUGCCGGCCAUCUGCGACCCCAGCCACCUACUGCACCGAAUCGUUGUCCUGAUAUUCAUGUGCUUCCUGGGAUUCGGAAGUUACUUCUGUUAUGACAACCCAGCUGCACUUCAGACUGAAGUCAUCCAGGAUAUGAACCUAAACACUGCAAAGUUCAUGCAACUAUAUGCCUGGUACUCCUGGCCCAAUGUGGUUCUCUGCUUCUUUGGGGGAUUCCUCCUCGACAGGGUGUUUGGUAUCAGGCUGGGAACCAUCAUCUUUUCCCUGUUUGUCUGUGUUGGACAGGUCAUAUUUGCUACUGGAGCUUUAGUAAAUCGUUUCUGGCUGAUGGAAGUUGGACGUUUUGUGUUCGGAAUUGGAGGAGAGUCCUUGGCUGUGGCCCAGAACACCUAUGCAGUCAACUGGUUUAAAGGAAAGGAGCUCAAUUUGGUGUUUGGCCUUCAGUUGAGCAUGGCUCGCCUGGGCAGCACAGUGAACAUGAACAUCAUGGGCUGGGUGUACAGCAAAGUUGUCAACCUCGUGGGCUCUCCUGGACACACCGCACUAGGCGCCUCACUGAUGAUAGCUGCGGUUACCUGCAUAUUCUCACUGACCUGUGCCUUGGUGUUGGCAUUCCUUGACAAAAGAGCAGAGAAAAUCCUUCACAAGGAGCAGGGCAAAACAGGUGAGGUGAUCAAGCUGACAGACGUGAAAGACUUCCCCCUCCCCCUGUGGAUCAUCUUCAUCAUAUGUGUGUGCUACUACGUGGCCAUCUUCCCUUUUAUUGGAUUGGGACAGGUGUUCUUCAUUGAAAAAUUCAACUUUUCCCCAGCUGAAGCCAGAGCUGUCAACAGUAUCGUGUACAUCAUCUCAGCCCCUGCAUCUCCAAUUUUGGGCUUCCUAGUUGACAAGACAGGGAAGAAUGUGAUUUGGGUCAUAUGUGCGGUGGUCACCACACUUGCCUCUCACAUGAUGCUGGCCUUCACCUUUUGGAACCCAUGGAUCGGCAUGUCACUCCUGGGUGUCUCCUACUCCUUACUGGCCUGUGCACUGUGGCCCAUGGUGGCCUUUGUGGUGCCUGAGCAUCAACUUGGGACUGCUUAUGGCUUCAUGCAGUCAAUCCAGAACCUGGGACUUGCUCUCAUUGCCAUGGCAGCAGGAUCCAUACUAGACACCAGAGGAUAUCUGUUUUUGGAAGUGUUUUUCUGCGCCUGCAUCUGCAUUGCACUGAUGGCGGUGGUGAUGCUCUACUUUGUGGAUUAUCUCAGAGGAGGAGAUUUGAACCGGUCAGCCUCAGACAGAGCCAAACUCCACAAAGAAGGCACUUCAGACGCAGAAUGAUGAUGAUGAUGAUGAUGAGGGAACACACAUGGUCCUGGGCUUCAGAGCCAGCAGGCUGCAUUGUCUACCCCAGAGCUGUCAAUCAUCUGCCAUGGGGCAGUACUGCACUACUGACUCCGCCCAGUGCUGUCAUCUGUGGCUCUUCCCAGCAGAACUGACUGUCUGGCCCUGGCCAUUAUAUAACCAACCGUGUAUUAAUAGCUGAUUACAUCCCAAUCGACACUGACAAAUGACAAUUCUCAGUUUGGACUCCACAGUUACUGACAUCUACUCCAUUAUUUACUCUCUACUGACACCUGUGUGCGUCAAACUUCAGCAAGUUUCUUCAGUUUCAGAAGAAGGUUCAGAUGCUUGAAGAGUGUUUUUAAAACAUUUUAAAUGUCUUAACUGUUGAGCAGAAGAUUAUUUAUAUCCUGUGGAAAGGUGCCUAUAUCCCUGAUAAAUAGUAUAUGAUUUGAUUACAUGCAAAUGCAACUCUAAAUAUAGGAUUCCUAUUUUAAUUCAGUUGUUUUAUAUGUAUAUAGAGGUACCUCUCUGGGUAUUUUUAAAAUGUUUUUUAUAUGUUUCUCUUUAUGUAAAUUGUUAUGAGCUGGAGUCUGUUACUUGCCUUACUGCAGAUCAUCCAGCAGAACAUCUAUGUACAAAUCAUUUGUUAGUAUUCACAAUAAUUGCCAACCAAAAUCUCCCUUCCUGGUCUCUCCUUUUAUAUUCAGUUUUAAUCACAAGCUAUUGACAUUUUAUGGUGGAUAAUCUCAAAAAGAGCAUAGCUCUUUAAUGUUUAAAUCCUUAUUGCUCAUUUCUUUCAUUUUUUAAUUCCUUUAUCUGCUCUUCGCUGGUUUUGGAGGUUCGUAAAAUGUAUUUUUUGUCACAUCAUCAAAUGCUACAUUACUAUAAUGAUAAGAUACAAAAAUAAAAAAGGCACACUUUUGAUUGCA
Molecule: messenger RNA, 2417 nt
Organism: Scomber scombrus (Atlantic mackerel)
Lineage: Eukaryota; Metazoa; Chordata; Actinopteri; Scombriformes; Scombridae
Gene: mfsd1
Product: major facilitator superfamily domain containing 1
Exons: 16
Coding region: 70-1482 (470 amino acids)
Biological process (GO): transmembrane transport
Cellular component (GO): lysosome
Molecular function (GO): transmembrane transporter activity
Source: RefSeq, a predicted model, not a curated record